Messenger RNA from Bombus pyrosoma, 3706 nucleotides. It is a transcript of the gene Madm, whose product is annotated as nuclear receptor-binding protein homolog. The record is from RefSeq and is a predicted model, not a curated record. Gene Ontology annotation, cellular component: endomembrane system; cytoplasm. The transcript is spliced from 12 exons. Gene Ontology annotation, molecular function: protein serine/threonine kinase activity; ATP binding. Gene Ontology annotation, biological process: endoplasmic reticulum to Golgi vesicle-mediated transport; intracellular signal transduction; protein phosphorylation. Lineage: Eukaryota; Metazoa; Arthropoda; Insecta; Hymenoptera; Apidae. The coding region runs from base 334 to 2145 and encodes 603 amino acids.
AAAUGAAUACUAGAGUGUAUGUCAGAUCGAAGCUAUUUUGCUCAUAACAGAGGUUUUAUUUUGACAGUGUGAUUCACGAAUGGCCCUCGCGAUGUACCGAUACACCGGCUAAGCCCUAAGGGAAACCGAAAAGUGUCGAUCCGUGCGCGUGACUGCGUAAGAUCAGAAAUAUCGUAGCUUUCCUUGCAAUUCGGGUUGUCGCGCUGCAUGUGUCAUUUGCACACUAGCGGCGGAACAGAUGCGAUAUUGAGGUAAAUCCUUGGAAUUACCACCGAUGAAUUUGGCCGCGUUGUGCUCUGUUCGGUGCUGCUCCUUCAACUAAUCGCGUGUGUGAUGCCCGGGAGUCGCUCCAGCACGGACCCAGAGCACAAGUCACCGCGGGAAAGUGGUGAAGAUUCGGAAGAUGAGAGUGAAAUCCUGGAGGAGAGCCCCUGCGGGCGGUGGCUCAAACGUCGGGAAGAGGUAUAUGUAGGUUCCAAGUCCACGUUAGCCGAAGGCUCUACCUUUGGAGCAGCCAGAGGCAGUGAAAACGAAGUUACUGAAAUGGAGGUGGAACAACGUGAUGUACCAGGAAUCGACUGUGCCUAUUUGGCAAUGGAUACCGAGGAAGGAGUUGAAGUUGUUUGGAAUGAGGUGCAAUUUUCUGAAAGGAAGAACUUCAAAGCACAAGAAGAAAAGAUACAACUUGUAUUUGAAAAUCUUACACAGUUGGAACAUCCUAAUAUUGUUAAAUUUCAUAGGUAUUGGACAGAUACCCACAAUGAUAAACCUCGGGUUAUAUUUAUAACAGAGUAUAUGUCCUCUGGGUCUUUAAAACAGUUCCUAAAAAGAACAAAACGUAAUGUGAAAAAAUUACCCUUACAAGCAUGGAAGCGUUGGUGUACUCAAAUACUUUCUGCAUUGAGUUAUUUGCAUUCCUGUUCACCUCCCAUUAUUCAUGGAAAUCUUACUUGUGACACUAUAUUUAUUCAACAUAAUGGGCUUGUAAAAAUUGGUUCAGUGGCUCCCGAUGCGAUUCAUCAUCAUGUUAAAACAUGUAGAGCAAACAUGAAGAAUAUGCACUUUGUAGCGCCUGAAUAUGGAAACUCUGUAACCCCUGCCAUUGAUAUUUAUUCAUUCGGAAUGUGUGCUCUGGAAAUGGCUGCAUUGGAAAUUCAGGGUAACGGUGAUACCGGUACGAUCGUGACUGAGGAUAACGUUCGAAAAACUAUAGAAUCGUUAGAUGAUGCCCAGCAGAAAGAUUUCAUUCGAAAAUGUCUUCAAGUAGACCCGCUCAGUAGACCAAGUGCAAGAGAGCUCCUUUUUCAUCCUGUCUUAUUUGAAGUGCAUUCGUUAAAAUUACUUGCUGCUCAUGCUUUGGUUAAUUCAGCCACUAAUAUUUCUGAAACGAUAACAGACGAAGUUUUGCAAAGGCUCUACGGUCCUGAUACGGUAGUCGCAGAAAUUAAAUAUCAAGGUCGACCACCGCAGCAGAUUCGGUUAAGUGAUAUUCCUGUUACAGAGAAGUUAGAAAAGUUCGUCGAAGAUGUAAAAUAUGGUAUAUAUCCCUUAACAGCAUUUAUGGCGAAAUUACCACCACCCGUUCGACCUCGGGCGAUAUCGCCCGAGGUUACUGAAUCGGUGAAAUCUGUCACACCCGAACCGGUGGACGUGGAGUCUCGGAGAGUAGUUAAUAUGAUGUGUAACGUUAAGCCUAGAGAAGAAAGUUGUGAAUUACUUAUGACAAUAUUAUUACGAAUGGAUGACAAAAUGAAUAGGCAAUUGACAUGUCCUGUGAGUCAAUUAGAUACUUCAAUGCUUCUUGCGCAGGAGCUUGUACAUUUUGGAUUUAUUAAUGAGAAUGAUCGUGAUAAAAUAGCAAAUUUAAUCGAAGAGGCAUUAAGGAGUUGUUUUAAUAAGCAAAUGAUGACACCAGGGAUGGUGUCAUUAACAAAUCUUCCCACUCAAACUACUUUAUUGCUGCCUGGCCCAGAAUUUCAAUGCUUGCAACACUUUGAUAAUUCUAUGUACAACGCGACAACAUCUCAUAGUGAUAGUGUAAUAACUAACCCGCUGCCAAAAACCUCAGGUUUCCCUGUGUCGAGUAACACGAACAGAAGUCACGAUGAAAUGGAACCACCGUUGAAUGCCGAGAGCGGUAGUUAACUAUCCAGGAUAUCUGGUAACUCAGUUCACUGUGCCACUUUGCACGCUCUAUGUAUAGACUGGCUAUGUAUUUUUAUAUUUAAGUAAACAGGAAGAAAGAAUGGAAUUAAAUGAUUAAAAGAAAACAGAAAAAUAUAAAAAAAGGAAAAAAAAGAAAAAGGGUGCCGUGGCUAGAGCUUUAGGCUAAAAAAUGUUAACGCGGUAGAUUCGAACAUAUUUUAUUUACAAACUGUUUCGUAUGUUCGAUAUAUAAAAAAUAUAAUUUAAUCGAAUGAUCGAUAUAUUCUGUCCUUUUUUUUUUUUCAUUAAGUCAUAAGAUAGUUUCGAAAGAGGUAGGAUAUUUACAUAUUGGAUAAAUUUUAAUCAAACAAAUGUCAAGGACGCGCUAUACUACUUCAGUUGACUGUACAGCUCUAAAAGAAAAAAACGCGAAUAUGUAGCAAGUACAGAAUUGUAACUAGUUAUCACGAAUAAUCGUAAUGACCUGUUACUAGGCUGAAAUAAUAAAGGGCAUUUUACUAGCGAAUGUUUAAAUUCGUCGACAAACGGAACGAAUUAUUUGAAAUAAUAAAUGAAGCAAAAAAAAAAGAACUUUCUAUCGUAAAGUGACCAAGAUGUAUCAUAGAAACUUAUUUUGUAUAUACAAGUUAACACAGAUUAACUGAAAAACAAGAUGAGGAGAAAACGGUAUAAUUAUUAGAUACGGAAGCAUAACUCGAUCGUACAGCAAUGUGAAAAUAAUAAAAAUAAAAACGAUUAUGAGCACCGCACUUGUUUCGCUUCGAUAUUCGAUGUGUAUUGUGAUUUGUCCCGACUCAUACGAAUCUUGUUUCUUUCGCUCAUUAGAAUGAAAUAAAAAACAAAAAUUGAUAUCUUGAUUUGUUUGAAAAGAUAAAAGUAAGAAAAAGAUAGUAGCGCGUAUAACGUUCAUAGAGUAGAACGUAAUACAUCGGUCGACUAAAUACAAUCUUUUUGUAAUUUAUCUUUGUUCUUUUCUCUUUCUUUCUGUAAUAAAAAUCGGACACAGCCACGGCCCUUCUAUACUUCGGUAUUAUUGAUGUGAUUAAACCAAGGUUAUUAAAUCUCGAUAAAAUUAGCUGAAAUCCUUGUAAAUAAUUUAUAUUUUUAAGAAAAUCUGUUGACACAGAAAACUAGUCAUAUAGGUAUAUUCGAGUGCUAACAAACUAACACCGACCUUAUUAUGUCUUUUUGCAUUUAUAACACAUGCUUGGCCAAGAAAUACUGCUCCGAUUUCAUACCUUGAUAAACGAAGGAAAAGAAAUGAAAUUUUCAGUGACGCAUUUCACUAAGCAAACGACUAACCAUUACUAGCGGUAAAGAGGCAAAACGAAGAAACAAUAAAUAAAGUAACAACUAUUACCAACAACAUAAACUUUGAUCUUAAGUAUGUAAGUAGAUUAUUGAGGUAAAAAUUGAAUGUAUAGCUUUAUAAUUCAAAUUAUAAAAAAAAGAGAAAAAAAUAAAGUGCGACGACUGAAUCGUGGAUAUUAUCGAAAAGGGCUGUACGAUGACAGUGAUAAAUAAAUACUAUAACUCGGAA